CACCAAAAUUAAUUAAUAAUAUCUAAACCUAGAGUGACUAUCUAAACCGAUGUGUUCCAAAAGACAACAUAAAAACUGACGGCGAGAUGGAUCGAUUCUGGUCUUAGCCGAGGGAAACUACGUACAAAAAAAACGAUGUGUUCAGUAAGCCAAUUUGCUGUCUUUUUUCCAACAAAUCAACGUCGAAGAGUGUAACUUUUACGUCGCUAACAGGAUAUUAACCAAAACACAGAAAAUAUCGUUUGGCUUGGAAGAACUGAUCGGCUGACAUAAUGAAUUCUGACAAGUUACAUAUCAACGACCUACCCGACGAAGUGCUGCGGCAUAUUUUCGCUUUUCGGCCGCAGCUGGAGAGCCGAAAACCGCUUUCCUUAGUGUGCCGACGGUGGAACGAUGUGGCAUUUGACUAUAGCUAUUUGGGCCAUAUUAAACUAAACUGGAUGCUUGGUAUGGACAGCGUAAAGAAACAGCAUAAAAUUUUACGAUGCUAUCGGAUCGUUCACCUGCGCUGUAUGCUGCACGGUAUUUUGGAUGAAGCGGACGCCGAAGAAAUAGUGGCAUUAUUUGAGAACCCUAGCUCAACCCUGCAGGAAUUUGUAUAUAAUGAAGCCUCACGUGGCUCUUUGGCGCUAAAGCUUCUUUUCAAAUGUCCGCACGUUAAGAAGGUUUACCUGCCCGCUGUCGAGGACGUCCCGGAUGAUAAACUACCGGUCCUAAACGAGUUGGAGGAAUUGGUAAUCCCAAGCAUGUCAAAGUUUAACAUCAUUCACUUAGCUCCGAAUCUACGUAAGCUUGAAGCCAGGAAUGACCUUUAUGAUCUACCGAUGGCAAUUCAGAAAUUGCCACUGGAGCAUCUGCAAGUGAAUUUGACAUUCUUUAGCGCUGAUCUAUUUCAAAAAAGUUCAAAUACAACCAAACUUACGACCGUUGAACUACUUGGAGGGUAUAUCGAUCAGAAAAGCUUGGAACAACUGUGUAGGGUAUGUCCAUUGUUGACCAAAUUAAGGGUUUGUGUCCGAUCGAAGAGUACAUCAUUGCAAUGUUUAGCUAGUCUGACCUAUCUUAAGGUCGUUGGUUUGCACGAUGUUAGUAAUGAAUUAUUUGCAAACAGUGACGUUUGUUUGUCCAGCGUUGAAACAGUCGAGUUAGAUCUAACUAGGCGCUUGCAUUUCGGCGAAUAUCUACAACAGAUUUUUCCCAGUGUUCACCAUUUAAAAUUUACGUACAGCGCGAGUGCAUUAGACUGGGAUUUGAUAGAAGAAAUUGGAAUCAUCAGCAAUGGUUUUCCACAUCUUAAGACGUUAGAAUAUUCGCAGCUAGGUCAAUCGUUUCCAUUGGAACUGCUUGAAGGGCUUUCCGAUCUACGUGAACUUAUCGUGAAUAAUGCGCAACUUUCAGGCAGCGACUUUCCACCCAUGACUAUAGAACAGCUGACGUUGAAAGAAUGUGAAUUGGUAGUAACGGACGAGAUGGAACAUAAUUUACCAAAUUUGCAAUUUUUGAAUUUACACGGCAUAGUACGGAUAACUGACGCCGAGAAGCUGCCAUCAAGCUGUACGAUUAGGCGGUUUGGUCGGAACCGUAGCGACAUAUGUGGUAUUAGGGAUAAGUCCGCUAUAUUUGGACACUUUAAGCCUUUCAAAUGAAACUUACUAAACAGCGGCUUUUUCUUUCAAUGUGGAGAAACCAAUGUUGUAAGCGAAAAAAAAAUACAGAGCAGCAAAAUUUCCGCUGCAAGGUUAAAUUUAAAAGAUAUAGACAGUAUUUUGUGUAUAAAUUUGCUCAAAUCGAACACUAUCCUCUAUGCUCGGAAGGAAGAAAAAUGUCAAAGAACACUUUCAAACAUCUGCACAAAUCUUGUGAGUCCAGUCUUUUUAGGUUUGCUGUAUAAAUUACAGUUCAAUAACGUUUGCAUUUACAUUGACAGUCACCAUUUACAUUUACAUAUAUUCUCAAAAAGCUUUCAUCCCAUGUUGAAUGAAAUGUGAGUUAGUUGUUAAACACGAGUCCAAAAUUAAAUAAGCCCGUCAGGUCAAAUACAAGCGAUUAUUUCACUCGUUAUUUUAGAAAGUAGACACAUUCUAGCGUCACGGGACAUCAUCCUUACUAUGCAAAUCAGUUACUAUUUCAUCAAAUCCCUGGCAUUCAAAGGGAAGAUUAUGUCCUCGUUAUUUAACUAUUUUACAAAGGUAUUUGCCAAAAAAUUAGUAAAUUAUUAUGCCUAAUAAUUUGGUAAUGUAUUUAAAAUUAUGACGUUGACGAUGCUUAAAAGUAAAUUUACUGUAGUGAAUAACGUAUAGCGUGAGGAAAAAAG
This is a messenger RNA of Sabethes cyaneus, 2314 nucleotides long. RefSeq lists its product as uncharacterized. Gene Ontology annotation, molecular function: protein binding. The record is from RefSeq and is a predicted model, not a curated record. NCBI's taxonomy places the organism in Eukaryota, Metazoa, Arthropoda, Insecta, Diptera, Culicidae. Bases 273 to 1646 code for a protein of 457 amino acids. The transcript has 3 exons.